CAGCAAAUAUAAUAAAUAACACACACACACACACAUGUAUACACAAAUACAUGCCAACGUUUGAUACGGAAAUUCGCCGCCGCAGCAACACCAACAACAACAACAACAACAACGAGCGCAAAUUAAACUUUGAAAAUAUAUACAUACAUAUGUAGAAAAAAAAAUUAUUGUAUAAAAGCGCUGGCAUUAGACGUUAGCAGCAGAACGAACGCCAAGCAGCACGUCGCUAAAGCUUAAGGCAGCGUCUCACACCCACACACAGACACAUACACAUGCAUAUGGUACGUACAUAUGUAUGCAUGUGAAUAUAAUACGUAAAUACGGCUCGCAAUUAUAAAACACAAAUCUCCCGCUCUCGCUUACACAACGAUUAAGAACAGUCAACUUUUGGCUGCGUCAACUGCGCUGCCCGAUUCUUAUACAAUUUCAAUAUCAGACCGCAACGAUCGCUUCGUUCGCCCAGUCGACGCUGUCGCCUCGCGUAACUUACUUCUGAUUCUAACGGACACACACACACACACACACUCGAAGCGUAUUUGCCAAUUUGCCCGAGCGACAAGUGCGAACUCGAAUUCGUCAAUAGAGAGAGAGAGAGAGAGAGAGAGAGGGGCGACACUUACGAUUAACAAUUUGCGGCGACUCUGUAUUUAUUUUUUUUUCUGACUCGCCUCGCCGCGCCUCGAGUGCGCAACAGCGAAAAAGUUCUACAAAACAUUUGCCCCUCGUCGAUUCGCGCGACAACAAGUGUUUUUUUUAACAAAAUAACAGUACAAUCAACAUAAUAUUUGUGACACAAAUAAAAAUCUACAAUUUUAAAUAUUUUAUUAAAAUAUAAUCCUAAAGCAAAAUAAUUAUUUGGAUCUGCAAUUGGGAAUUAUUCAGAGCGCCGCAAGGAGUACUUUAUUAACUUUUAUUGUGGAUUUUGUUUCAAUUUUAUGAUUCAACCACAACCAACAUGGUCUACUAUCCCGCUAAUCAGCUGCUUAUAAAGACGGAGCAGCCCAGUCAGACGCAAUUCUGCCUGCAGACGCCACUCACCGCGACGAGCGGUGGCGGCAUUGGUGUUGCGCCACCUGGCGGUCAGCAUGAGCACUACGAGCUAUUGCAGACGCCGCAGCAGCGACAAUUGCAGCAGCUGCAACAACAGCAGCAGCAGCAACAACAGCAGCAGCAGCAACAGCAACAGCAACAGCAACUUGCCAGCUAUCAAUUGGUCCUGCAACAACAACAACAUGAAAGUAUUACAACAACAACAACAGCAACUACAGCAGCGGCAGCAGCAGCAACAACAACCGCCACACAGCAGCGCAUCAAAACAGAGCUGCCCUUGGCUUAUGGCUCAGCUGCGACAACUAAAACGGCUGCCACGCCCCGCAAGCCGAACAUUAACAAGCCGCAGUUCAAGUGCGAGCAGUGCGGCAUGACCUUUGGCAGCAAAUCGGCGCACACAUCGCACACGAAAUCGCACGCGAAGAAUGCGGAUCUCGCACUGGGCCUUAAGGGUGUCACAAUGGGCGCCAGCAGCAGCUCGAGCAGCUCCGGCAUGCCGCCGAUCGAGCUGAACGAGGCUGGCCUGCCGGUGGGCAUACCCAAGAGUCCGACCAUCAAGCCGCUGGCCAAUGUGGCCGCCGGCGCCGAUCCCUAUCAGUGCAAUGUGUGCCAGAAGACAUUUGCGGUGCCUGCGCGUUUGAUCCGGCAUUACCGGACGCACACGGGCGAGCGUCCAUUUGAGUGCGAGUUCUGUCACAAGCUGUUUAGCGUUAAGGAGAAUCUGCAGGUGCAUCGGCGCAUCCAUACCAAGGAGCGACCGUACAAGUGCGAUGUCUGUGAACGUGCCUUUGAGCAUUCCGGAAAAUUGCAUCGCCACAUGCGCAUCCAUACGGGCGAACGGCCGCACAAGUGCUCCGUCUGCGAGAAGACAUUCAUACAGUCCGGCCAGCUGGUUAUCCAUAUGCGCACGCAUACCGGCGAGAAGCCAUACAAGUGUCCGGAGCCCGGCUGCGGCAAGGGCUUCACCUGCUCCAAACAGCUAAAGGUGCACUCGCGCACCCACACCGGCGAGAAGCCGUACCAUUGCGACAUCUGCUUCCGUGACUUUGGCUACAAUCAUGUGCUCAAGCUGCAUCGUGUCCAGCAUUACGGCGCCAAGUGCUACAAGUGCACCAUAUGCGAUGAGACGUUCAAGAACAAGAAGGAGAUGGAGGCGCACAUUAAGGGUCAUGCCAAUGAGCUGCCCGAGGAUGAGGUGGAGGCCGCUGCAGCCGCUGCAGCAGCCGCCGCAGUUGCCUCAUCCAUAGCCAGCAACUCGGAGAGCAGCAACAAUUCGCCGCCCAGCUCGCCGCCGGCGGUCAAGAAGCCGCGUCAGCCGCGCAGCAUUAAAGCCGCGGCAGCAGCCGCUGCUGCCGCUGUGGCAGCUGCCAGCGCAGCGCCGCUUUCGCCCGGCUCCGUCUCAUCCAUAUACUCGCCGGCCAGCAGUCAGGCCUCGACGCCGCCGCAAUAUCUGGCCACAACGGCGCCCAACGAGCCGGAUGCACUGAGUCGCGAUAGCGGCGUCGGCAGCGCCCCUCAGCUCCUGUCCAGCUAUGCGGACGAAGAGCUGCCCACGGACUUGAGCAUGCAGCAGCAGCAGCAGCAGCAGCAGCAGCCGGCGCCGCAAAUGAUCUACUAUCAGCCACAGACGCCCAGUCUAAUGGAGCUGCAGCCCAGCACGCCCGCACCUGCGCCCUCCGGCCUGUCGGCGCUGCUGCAGGCGGCCAGCAUGGCGCGAGACGAACACGCCGAUGACAUUGACAACGAUGAGGAUGUGCAGGCGGCUGCCUUGCAAAUGAUGCAGCUGCGACGCGGACAUGCCGCCACGCCACAAUCCCAGCCACAGGCACAGCCCCAAACGCAAUCCCAAUCGCAGCCCACGUUGCAUGUCAGCGAUCUGGCGGCCAACUAUGAUGACACGCACGAGGCGAAUGUGCUCAUCGAGCACUUCAAACGCGGCGACUUGGCGCGUCAUGGACUGCACAAGGGCUAUGUGCCGGUGCCCAUGUAUGAAUCUGCCCUGCCCAAUGCGGACAUAGUGCGUCGCGUUGAGGCGGCCAUUGGACUGCGCUCCAGCACCGAAUCGCCGGAGCGCAGCUCCUCGCCCGAAAGCGAUUCCCUGAUGAUGGCCGAUCGCAAUGUGUUGACACUGCCGCUGCGCAAGCGCAAGCACUACAUGAACGAGGGCGAGGCCAGCAGCGUUGUUGGCGGCGCCGGCGGCGGCAGCAACGGGGCCAAUAAUAGUGCAGCAGGCGGCAUCAACGAGGCGGUGGCAACAAUAGCCACUGCACCAAAUGCCACAACAGAUGUUGCCGCCAAUGCUGCCGGCGCCAAGGUGAUGCGCAUGAGCUCCGUCAUCCAGUUUGCCAAGGCCACGUAGUGGAGGCAGCGGCAAGGGCAAGGGCAGCUCCAACUAAUCAGCAUAAAGACUGUUCAAUAAAUUCUAACUGAAAUUAGUUUUAGUUUAAAAAUUUAAUGUUUAAAUUGCAUGCAGCAGACCCGUCAAUGUUUGUGUUUGUAUUUGUUUUCUUUUCUAAGCAGCAAGAAAUGCCAAAAGUAUUAUAAAAAAGCAAAAAAAUCUUUUAAAACAAAAAGAAGAUAAGCAAAAAAUUGUAUGUCCUAUUACGUUUAUAUACUUUUAGUAUGUGUAUUUUGUUAAAUGUUUCGUAUAUAUAUUUUCAUUUAAUUUUUAAUUUUGUGCGUUGUGUUUUUUGUUUAAGUCACAUUGCAACAACAAUUGGCAUUGCACAAAAUCAACCACGAAAAAACAACAACAACAACACAUAACAAUAAUAAGCUACGUACAUAAUGAAAUACAAUUAAAUAUUUAUGCUAAUUAAGGCCAUAUUGGCAAUAUGCAGCAGCAGCAACUAAAUACAAUUAAUAUACAAUACAUACACAUAUAAUUCUAAACUAAAACUACAUAUAACAUAUAACUGCAAUUAUAUAAUUAUGUAACUAAUGCGCGCCCAUCAAUUCAUUAUAUGUUUAAGUGAUCAUCCAAAAUUUAAAUCAAUUUGAUAUGCAUUUUAUAUUUGAUACAAGCGUAAACUAAAAAACAAAAAAAAAAAAAAACAGAAAUAAUAUAAAGAAUUGAAACGAAACGUAAGAAACAAAGAUCAUGCAACAAAAAUUCACUUCAAAUGUAAAUCACAAUUUAAUACACUAUUUUACUAUACGGAGAAUAAUGAACUGAUAAGCAAAGAGCAAGCAAGCAUAAUUAAGUUUAAAUUAAACGCAAAUAAAAAAAAUUACAAAAAAAAAAUAAACAAAAAAAAAAACAAAGCAAAAAGCUAUGUAAACGCAUAUUUAGUGUGCGCCAUAAAUAAUUUUUUGUAAACGCUAAGUAAUAUACAUAUAGUUAUAAAUUGUAGCAUGAAAUAUUUCAAGCAAGCGCAAGCGAAAUAAUAAAAAACCAAA
Drosophila virilis is the source of this 4449-nucleotide messenger RNA. RefSeq names its product Kruppel homolog 1 (gene Kr-h1). Lineage: Eukaryota; Metazoa; Arthropoda; Insecta; Diptera; Drosophilidae. The record is from RefSeq and is a predicted model, not a curated record.